UAUGCCGAAACCCCGAUGGCUGCCAAGGUGAAGACAAACUCCUUCUCUAGGCGUAUUUUAUGUGUCGGACUUGCAGAUCUUGAUAUUGUAAACACGUGUGAACGGUAUCCUAAUGAGGAUGAAGAUGUCAGAGCAAUAUCACAACUAUGGCAAACUGGUGGGAACGCAUGUAACACCUCCACUGUGCUGGCAGGACUGGGAAUUGACUGCGAACUGUUUGGAACCAUGUCGUGUGGACCACAGGCUGAUUUUCUUUGUCAACAGAUCAGAGAGCAAAAAAUUCGUUAUGACAACUGCGUCUUCCACAAAAAUUGUGGAACGCCAGCAUCUUGUGCUGUUUUGAGCCUCAACAGAGGUAGUAGAACCAUUGUGCAUUCCAGAAACAAUCUCCCAGAACUUGAAGUUGCAGAUUUUGUGAAACUUAACUUGACAAACUACAGGUGGAUUCACUUCGAAGGAAGGAGAAACGAGAAAGCUAUUGUGCAAAUGAUUGAAAAAAUCGAGGGAUUUAACGCCAAUCGGUCAUGUGACGAAAAGAUUACUGUGUCUGUGGAGUUGGAGAAACCUAGAGAAUCUCUUCUUCUUUUACUUAACAAAGCCGAUGUUGUAUUCAUUAGCAAAGAGUUUGCUCGAUUUCGCGGGUUCUCUUCGUCCGCGGAAGCUGUCAAAUCCAUUUGUGACAAAGUCAAAUCUGGUGCCGUGUUGAUUUGUGCUUGGGGAGAGGAGGGUGCGGACGGAAUUGGUCCUGAUGGUGAAAUAAAACACAGCAAUGUGUACCCCCCUGAAAUAGUAAUUGAUACGCUAGGAGCGGGAGACACAUUCAAUGCUGGAGUCAUUUAUGGUUUGCAUGGAGGAUUGACACUUCAAGGCACAUUAGAUUUUGCUUGUUUCCUGGCUGGUGUCAAGUGUGGUAUCCAAGGUUACAAUGGCUUGGCCAAAGCUGCAGCAAGUCAUCAUUGCGGGGAGACUUGUAUGAAGGGAUUAUUGAGCAAGACCUAAGGUAAUCCCUUCAUAUUACUCCUACCACUAAAACUAAUUACAUGUUUAUUUCAUCUUUUAGAUACCACCCCACAAUAAAUAUUGAAAACAUUGAAUCAA
Stylophora pistillata is the source of this 1098-nucleotide messenger RNA. RefSeq names its product ketohexokinase-like. Gene Ontology annotation, biological process: fructose metabolic process. Gene Ontology annotation, molecular function: ketohexokinase activity. Lineage: Eukaryota; Metazoa; Cnidaria; Anthozoa; Scleractinia; Pocilloporidae. The record is from RefSeq and is a predicted model, not a curated record.